Symbiodinium sp. CCMP2592 is the source of this 1545-nucleotide messenger RNA. The record is from the annotation of a GenBank genome assembly. NCBI's taxonomy places the organism in Eukaryota, Dinophyceae, Suessiales, Symbiodiniaceae.
AUGAACAUCUUCGAAGCAUUGGCCACCUUCCACAGUCGCCGUCGGCUGCAAGACGAGGCCUCCCGGGAAUUCGUGUCGCUAGUAGAUAAGUUCGAUGGGCGGUUUGCGAGCUUGGAGUCGGUGUACAGGCGGACGCGGGAAGAUGGAGCUGCAGAGGCACGGACACUGGCUGAGGAAAGGCUGAAGAAGUUAGAAGGCUUAGCCUGCACGGCUGGAACCCUUUUCGCGCAGCUGGAGGACCUAAGACACGAACAAGAAUCAGCUGCGGCUGUACGGGAGGAGCUUAUUCCUCCACCGACAGAGCCUUCAUCCAAGGUGCCUCCAGCGACACAGCCAUCAGACCAGCCGCCCUUGCUUCCUCCUGCACAGCCUACGACUGAGAGUCUGACUCUUGUAGAGUGUGAAGAAAAAUGCUUUGCUGCAGAACUUAAGAGUCUGCGGCAACAGCGAGACGAUGCACAAGCUGCAGAGAAGGCGGCAAGAAGCCAUGCAGAGCAACUGGAGAGGGAAGCUGCAAAGGCUACAGAGGCGGCCGCCAAGGACGAGGAAGAGCGAAGACGCAGGGAGAACGAAAAGGCGAAAGAGUUUGCAAAGAGGGUAGAGGAACAGCAGCAAUGUCGCGAAGCCGCCGAAAAGGCGGAGAAGGAUGCGAGGGCUCAGCAAGAGCAGCAACAGGUCGCAGCCGCCAAAGCUGCGGAGCAUGCUGCCGAGGCUGAGGCAGAACGACAGAAGCUUGGCCAUUUGAAGGAUGUCGCAGAACAGGCUGCAGAGCUUGCCGCUAUCGUUGAGGAUCUGCGACGAAAGCGUGAAGCUGCGCAGGCUGAGGAGGAAGCUGCAAAGGUGAAGGAGAAGGAAUGGCAGCGACAAGCCGCGGAGGAUGCAAAGGCUGCCGCAAGGGAAGAAAAAGAUCGGAAGAAGAGGGAGGCAGCGGACGCUGCAAAGGCUUCUGCCAAAGUAGAGAGCGAGCGAAAGAAGCGGGAAGCUGCACAGGUUCAAGAGCAUGCUGUGAAGGCUGAGGAGGAGGGAUGGAAACGGCAAGCUGCAGAGGAUGCAGAGAAGGCUGCGAGAAAAGAGGAAGAUCGACGAAAGAAGGCAGCGGCAGAAGCUGAGAAGGCUGCCUUGAACAUUGAGGAAUGCCGUAAGCAGCGAGAGGCCGCAGAACAUGCCUUAGCCAAUGUACGGGAUCAGAAACAGCAAAGCAAGCUCGAAGCUGCAAAGGCAGCCGAAGAAGCCGCAAAGUUCAACAAGGAGCAAAAGGAGCGGGAAGCCACUCAGGCUGCAAAGGUGGCUGCAAAGGACAAAGAAGAACGGAUGAAGCAGGAAGCUGCAGAUGCCAAAGAGGCUGCUGCAAAGGUGAGCGAAGAGCAAAAGAACCGGCAAGCUGCAGAAGAUCGCUUGGAAGCGCUGGCCGAAAGUGCCGGAGAAGAUCAAAAGUCUGAGGCCGAGCAGCCAGAGGAAGCGGUUGCCGAAAGGAUCGAAGAAAUCGAAGAGCUUGUGAAAAAGGCUGUGAAGGAGGGCUUAGAGGAGCAUGCAGAGAACCAGCAG